CGAUUCUUUUGUGACUGAUCUUCUUGAUGUUGGCAAUUCUAAACAGGCGACGAAGUAAUCCAGUGAAGCUUACGUUCUCCAAAAUCUGGGAGGUGGUCUUGGUUUCCAGAAGGGACUACAAGUUUUUAAGCGAGCAGGGAAGAAUAGAGGCUGAGAAGGGGAAGGUCAGGGAUCAAGUAGACAGACUGGUCCAGGCAGGGGUAGACGAAGGCGCUCAGACUUACGCGCAUUUGCUACUCAAGUGUGGAGACUACAAGCUUUUGGCUGAGGGGGAACGUCUUCAUGCAACUAUCUACGAGAGAUGGAGGCAGCGUCCCGAAAGAUUGCUCCUGAACUGCUUGGUGGAGAUGUAUGGCAAGUGUGGAAGCUUGGACAAGGCAUGGCUGGUGUUUAGCUCCAUCAAGACGUGCAAUGUCUACUCCUGGACGAUUGCGAUCGCUGCAUUUGCCGUCAACGGGGACUACAGCGGGGCACUUGCUCUCUUCCGGAAGAUGGACUUGGACGGUGUGAAGGCCAACUUUGUGACUUACGUGAACGUGAUUAGUGCGUGCUCUGGGCUGCUGGACCCGAGAGAGUGCAAGCGAGUCCACAGCCGUGUGGUCGAAGAAGGCUUUGAUCGAGACUUGGUGGUGGCGACGGCUUUGGUCACUAUGUAUGGGAAGUGUGCUGACUUUGGCGCUGCUAGGAUGGUGUUCGAGAAGAUCUCCUCGAAGAACGAUGUGGUCUCCUGGAACGCGUUGAUAGCAGCUUACGCUCAGCAGGGACUGUACCGGGAGUGCGUCGAGCUCUACGAGAGAAUGCCCGUGAGAGCCAACGAGGUGACUUUCGUGAGCGUGGUCGACGCCUUUGCGGGUCUGGGGGACCUGGAACACAGCCGGAGAGUUCAUGCCAGGAUUGUCGAGGACGGACUGGAGAACGACUGCCUAAAGUCGGCACUGGUGGACGCUUACGGCAAGUGUGGGAGCCCAGCGGAAUCAAAGCAGGUGUUCGACUCCAUGGUGUGGAGGGAGAGCUCGACUUGGAACGCGCUCAUCGCAGCUUUCGCCCAGCAGCGUGACAGCGUGACUUGCGUGGCGAUCCUCCGGCAGAUGGACCAGGACGGGGUGAGGUCCACCGAGCUGACGUUCGUGAGCUUGCUUGGGGGAUUCUCUACGACGGCGAGCUUGCGAGCGGGACGCCAGCUCCACUCUCGAGUUCUAGCCAUGGGGUUCUACUCGGACUUGAUGGUCGGCUCGGCGCUGGUGACCAUGUAUGGGAGGUGCGGCGCUGUGGACCAAGCCCGGGCAGUGUUUGACGGGAUGGAGGAGAGGAACGCGGUGAGCUUCAACUCCAUGAUCGGAGCUUACGCGGAGCUGGGCCUCGCGAGGCAGGCGCUCGAAGUUUUGUGGGCUAUGGACCAGCCAUGCGGGGUUGCUUGGCGAGGGCCUCGCCAACUUUCGGUCCAUGAGAGAUGAUAGGGGGAUGGAGGUGAAGCUGGAUCACUACCGGUGCCUGGUGGACCUGUUCGCGAGGUCGGGGUGGCUUGCUGAGGCGGAG
Molecule: messenger RNA, 1536 nt
Organism: Selaginella moellendorffii
Lineage: Eukaryota; Viridiplantae; Streptophyta; Lycopodiopsida; Selaginellales; Selaginellaceae
Product: pentatricopeptide repeat-containing protein At2g13600
Exons: 2
Coding region: 27-1454 (475 amino acids)
Biological process (GO): RNA modification
Molecular function (GO): protein binding; RNA binding
Source: RefSeq, a predicted model, not a curated record